AAUUCAGUUUCGCCUGUAUGCACUAUAGGAUGUAGCUUUAUUAUCAGAGGGGGCACUAACAACGGCCAGACAGAGGGGAAGAGAUGCGGUGGGGUCUCUCGGGCGGCGGCUGCGCGCGCCGGCCAAGCUUUCCAUAUUAUUGAUUAAUAAUUCCUCUCGGUGCCACUCAGAAGCAAGACGUGUCGUGCGUGCAUUCCUGUAUUUCUGAUUUCCUGAUACAAAUAAUAAAGAAGCAUAAAAAUGUCGAAGAAACUCGGGCCGGAGGAGAACUUCUGGCUGCCGUUCCAGCUGGAGAUAAUUAAGAGGGUGAAACGCCACCCGAUUAUCUACAUCAGGGACAUCAUGAUGACCCCGAACCAGUACCGGGCCGCUGUGUCCACCGCUUGGGAGAGGAUUGCUCGCGAAGUGCGUGUGCCGCCGAAAGUCUGCAAGCAGGAGUGGUGGACUAUCAAGCUGAGGUAUGCCAAGCUGAACAACAUGAUUCGCUACAGGAAGGUAUCGGAGGAGGUGAUCAAGCAGCACCCGAAGACCAGCAAGUAUCUGGAUGGAUGCCUGGAGUUCAUGGAUGGAUACAUCUACGAGAUAACGGAUGACCAGAUCCCGCCGUGCGUUCACAAGCGUUUCAACAGAAUGUUCGGAGUGACCUCCAAGGAAGUGGUCACAAAGGAGAUGGUUCAGGCCUUGCUCAAGAAUCGUACGCAGCAGGAAGAGAGCAAAGAUGAGCUGGGCAAGAUUCAUGUUCAGAACUUGAUGAACAUAGUAGAGAACGCUGUGGAGCGCUCACUGCGCGAGAUGUCGCUGGCUGACAAAUCUAACAUCCCCGAGACCCCUGAGUCGCGAGCUUCGGUUCGUGCUCUCGAAAGCCGGCAGUAAGCGACUACUCAUAAACGAUUGGACUGCGAGUGAAGGGAUGCUAUGAGAUGGAUAUAAUAGCAAUUGAGUGAAAUUGGAGGUUUUGACGGAGAUGGGACGAAAUUAACAAACAAAGAGCUUAUAACUUCAUUUAAUAAUGGGGUGGCGCUAAAGUUGGAUAUAACAACGCUAUUUGGAAGGAAGCGGAAGCAAACAUUUGGAAAGAAUUAGACUGAAUGAUGAACGACAUUUCAAUUUUAAAAUUUAAUGAUAUCAAAAAGUCUAUGUACUUUUUGUUAGUUUUAGCUGUGUUUUAAUCAAAAAUAAUACUAUUCUGGUAAAUGUAUGUAUACUCAUUGUAGAACUUACUUAUCUGAUGAUUAAAUAACUUCUCUCGCAUAA
Messenger RNA from Trichoplusia ni (cabbage looper), 1254 nucleotides. RefSeq lists its product as uncharacterized. Bases 241 to 873 code for a protein of 210 amino acids. The transcript has 3 exons. Lineage: Eukaryota; Metazoa; Arthropoda; Insecta; Lepidoptera; Noctuidae. The record is from RefSeq and is a predicted model, not a curated record.